Molecule: messenger RNA, 5849 nt
Organism: Trichoplusia ni (cabbage looper)
Lineage: Eukaryota; Metazoa; Arthropoda; Insecta; Lepidoptera; Noctuidae
Product: frequenin-1
Exons: 9
Coding region: 1221-1784 (187 amino acids)
Molecular function (GO): calcium sensitive guanylate cyclase activator activity; calcium ion binding
Source: RefSeq, a predicted model, not a curated record
AACUGAAUACACACGUUACUAGAAAAAUAGAAAGAUAAAAACUAUACGUAAAUGUGAUUUUAUGGUGACGUAAUCUCGACAUCUUUAUUUAGGUAGAAUGUAAUUAGGGGUUUCUGUCUCCUGAGACGGUGACGGUCUACUUUAAUACCACAGUAAAAUUAUUACCCCGAACACCUAAAGCCAUAUUAUGUAUUACGGUGUAAAGGCCGUAUGGCGGAUUUGCAUAAGUUUCCUAAAGUAUAGUCCCGUGGGAUCCAUAUGAACUCUAAUUAAUUAAUCAUUUUAAAAUAAUAUUGAGGGCAAAGGGUUAACCUGUCCUGGAAGCUAUGUAACGGGUCCAAAAUGCCGUUACAUUCAAAUUAAGAUAAACUGUCAUAGUUCUACUAGUUUCUAAUAAUGAGGAGAGUCCGUGUGUGGUACGUUCCAGAAUUGUGCAUAAAGAGAAUGCCGCUCGUUUCCAGGGGCGAAUAGGGAUUCUGUGGUCCGGGAGCACGCGACCAGCGCUAAGGGACAUGGGGGCAGUCACGCACGCUCAUGAUGCAGCGAUAGCAGCCUGAUGAGAGACCAGCGCGCAUGUGCCGAGGAGCUUUAUGUAACCGCGGGCCGUUCUGAAGCCGAGCGCGAUCCAUGGUCUAACGUCCGUUAGGAAACUUUACUCAUUCAUCUUUUCCCUAAAAGCGGGGUGCGGGGUCCGGGCCGCGCUGCGCUACGCCGCGCGUGUUACAUAACCGUGGCGGAGGGCGACGCCGAUUCCAAGUCGAGCCGCCCUGGAGCGCGGACCUGCCUGUCGCGCACACGAGCUCGCACCCUCGCCGCAUUCGCUCCACUCCGAGCGCGCGCGAGUUGUCCGCCGACCGCGUUGCCUCCCGCCGACCCGCGCUACCGACCUCCUACCGUUAUCUUUGUUCUUAACACUUUUCGAGUCUAGAUCUAAACUUUGAUUCUCGGUUGUUGGCUUCUAACUUCCCGGCGAAGGCGAUUACGUUCCCAAAUUUGAAGUGUGACUGUGAAAAAUACGUUCGUAUAGUGAAACCUGUUGAUAGUGUGAUGGAGUGUCAGUGUGCUUUGUUUCCCCGAAGGAUAUACACAAAACAGUCACACUAAAAGGUGGAGUGAAUCGGGCGCAGGAAUAAUAUGUAAUACGUCACAGCGUGGUGACACACAGACGUUGCACUUUGUGCGAGUGUUACCUGGUGUCGUAGCGCCGUCAACAAGCAAAAAUGGGCAAGAAGAACUCGAAACUCAAACAAGACACAAUCGAUCGACUGACGACUGCCACUUACUUUACGGAAAAGGAAAUCCGGCUUUGGCAUAAAGGCUUCCUGAAGGACUGUCCGAACGGGCUGCUUACCGAACAGGGGUUCAUUAAGAUCUACAAACAGUUUUUCCCACAAGGUGACCCGAGCAAGUUUGCGUCGCUAGUGUUCAGAGUGUUUGACGAAAACAAUGAUGGCUCCAUUGAAUUCGAGGAGUUCAUACGAGCUUUAUCGGUGACGUCACGGGGAAAUCUGGAUGAAAAGCUACAUUGGGCCUUCCGCCUGUAUGACGUGGACAACGACGGGUACAUCACACGGGACGAAAUGUAUAAUAUCGUCGACGCGAUCUAUCAGAUGGUGGGCCAGACCCCGCAGCCUGAGGACGACAACACUCCUCAGAAGCGCGUCGACAAGAUCUUCGACCAGAUGGACAAGAACCACGACGACCGGCUGACGCUGGAGGAGUUCCGCGAGGGCAGCAAGGCCGACCCCCGCAUUGUGCAGGCUCUCUCACUAGGAGGCGAUUAAUCGACGGUCAUCCUCUCGCCGGAUUUCACAUUUACUUAGAGAGCUAAUAUCAUUCCGCCGCUUCUGUUCUUCACUAUUCCUUGUCGUCGAACCCGCGAUCCGGAGUAAUCCCUGUCGCGAGUCUCACCAACCUUUCUGUUACUUAUUUUAGAUCUAGGGAUUUGGUUUGUUUGGCAACAGUUUUAGACCUUGUCAAGAUUUCAGUAGGCACUGUCUACCUUCACGAUUUAUAAUUUAUCACAUAAGAUUUAUGCACCUAGAUCGUCGUAAAAUAAAUGAUUUACUGAGUUUCUGUUUAGUAUUUGAAUUUUAAUAUUUAUGGUAUCUGGUAAAUGUUAACAUAAGCAUAGGCGACGGAUUAAUAUUGAAACAAUAUUUGUGAAACAUUUGCCAAUAUGAACAUAGAUCAAGAGCGAGGCGACCCUUCGUUACUGCUUUGUACCCACCGAUACAGAUUUUAAACACCUCUAUUAAUAGAGGAUUGAUUCAAAUAUUUUUAUUAGUUAUACAUUUAAAAGUAUUUUGAAACAACGAACUGAAAUAAUAGUAAAUGAACGAAUUAUUUAACAAAAACUUCUAUAGACCAGAAAUAUGAAUGUGUUGAAUCCCAGUAAAAUUAUAAGUAAUAUGGGUAAGUAUUAAUAUCAAAGAGAAUCGAAUGUCUAUACCGUCACGAAUUUAAGUGUUUUCGGCUUCCUUCCAACUUAAUCGAUAAGCACAACGAAAUACCAACAUUAAUUGAAGUUCGAGCCGAUAUUUUAAGCAUAUAUAUUAAGUAUGCAUAUACUGAAUACGUCAACAAAAAUAUUAAGGAAAAUACCUCUUUGAUCAAAUAAUAAUCUGAUAACAACUGAACCGUAAGAGAAUUCCAAAGCGUAAGAAUCUCCCACAUUCAAUUUCGAUAUAUGUUUAACCCUUGUAAGCAUCAUUAGUAGCCCGAUAAUUGUCCGGAUGCUGUCUAAUAUUUUUGUUACUGUACAAUUUUAAAAUCUGUUAUCCUCGCCAUCCGCUUCGUGUUGGCAAAUCUAAUUAUGCUCUUUCUUAAGUAAAUGAUGAAAAUAUCUUGAAUAAUAAAUAUAUUAGUUGUAUGUUAUGUAACGGACUUGCUAUAACCCGUAAUUAUUCACUUACUAAGAUUUAAUAGACGUUUGAUUAAUGACAAGCGGCCGAGCUUAGCCGGCCGCCACCAAGGUAAAUUCGUGCGAGAGAAUGACCGGCGACACUACAGUAAGCUGCUGUCUUGAUACUUUUAAUUUCGUAGUGCACUACAUUAGGUACCUUAUCGAUAUAACUUUCUAUAAAAUAAAGAUUUAAACAACAUUUGUCGAACAAUCGCCUAAUCUUAACGUCAUCAACAGUUCACUUAUUGAUACACUCACAACCGUGUCAGAACGUAGACACGCCGCGCCGUGUCCUGGCAUGCGCGCGCGCCGCCCGCGCGGCCCGCACCGCGCAUACGCUAACAUCUUUUGAUAUUUUUAUGUGUUUCGUCUGAACAUAACGUUAUCACUUUACUGUUGUUGUUGAUAAAUUGUUAGUUUUCUAAGUGUUGCGCCCCAUUAAAGUUAAAUUUGCAUUUAAAGACAAUAUAAAAUUUUUGGCUAACGUGCGUUUUUGGGUUUUUACAGCCCCAUAUUUAAUAUUAAAUCUUCUCAUUAAAAUUUAACACCGUAAUGGCAAAGCCAUAAAAGAAAUUGUACUUAACGUUUUUUAUCAAAAUGUAAAACUUGCACGUCUACAAUUUUGGAAAACUUCAUUGAAGACGAAAUGCAACAUUUUAACUUAAAAGAAUCGUAAAUUAAAAUUAAGAAUUAAGCGUUGAUUCAAAAUACUGAUUAGAAAUUUUAUUUUAAAUAAUAAAAUGUAGUAAAUUUGAAAACCUAUUGGUUGGGAGUAAAAACUCCUAACAAUUUGAUAUUGAAAUGAGUAUUGUGAAUUGUAAUAUGUAAUUGGUAAAAAUACAUAGUAUAAGUAUCGGUAAAAUGGUGAUCGUUGAGGCGACCGUGAUGCGUAGUGCGCAAUUCUUCUGGCGAGUUAUCAAAGAGACAAAAUAAAGGAAAUGACUUAUGUGUCUAUGUUCAUGACAAGUUACCCAUCUGUUAGAGCAGUAGUAGAUUACGUAGUCUGUGUAAUACAUUUUACCUUCGAGUUAGUCCACUGUCACGUUUCCUGCGAGGCGCCGCCGGCGACCGCCGCGGCACGCACCUUUCUUGGAGAGCACUAAUCUUUAUAUCGUCAUUGCCAAAUAUAUAGUUUCUACGUAUGUCUAUACAAAUAACUCUUUAAACUUAGGGGUACCUACAUCUAUCUCCAUCCUUCUUCGCGUAUUCUGAAAACAUAUAUUUUGGAGGACUUUUGGAUAUUUCCGUUUAGCGAUUCUCAACAUAACGUAGUUGUUAAGUCUACUAUCGUGUAAGAUACUUACCUUACAGCUUUAUAAGAACCUAAUUGUUAUCUUUUGCUUAUAAAGUAAACUGAAAUUCUUAUGAUAUGAUUAAUGGAAUUCUAAUAUUACAAGGUGUGAACUCUUAGCUAUUCUUAGCCAUUCAGCUGUUUUGCAAUUAUUGGAGAUUGGCCGUUUGAGGUUUUGCAAUUAGCUAGGUUGAUAUCGGUAGUUUCGAUCACGUCAAUUUGUGUCUUUCAACAGUGUUUGUAGACGUUAAGAUGCGUUUAUCAAACGCACUAGUGUAGGAAAUUGUCGCGGGCUGUGCAUUUUGGAUAGGGUUAAGUAGCAGAUCUUGCGUUGGAUGGCUGUUGAAAACGCAGCUUGUAACCACGGCGCUUGUUACUUCAUCUUGAACUAGGUUUUCUAAGAUAAUAAUCUUUUACUUUCUUGUAUUGCGUUAUUACUUUCUGCUUCAUCAAAAUUGAGCAUUGCCUGAACUAUUGCUGAAUACUAAGUUGUUUUCUGUAAAAGUUUAAGAAGGCUAACGAAGGGAACUCUUAACGACAGAUCGAGUUAUGCAAUCACUUCGUGAAACUUAUACCAUGAGCCUUAAUUAGGUUCUUCGUUUUAGCCUUAUCUCCUUUUAUAAUUUAUUAUAAAUUUAUUUAUCUAGGUACCGCCGAACUUUCAAUAAUCUUAUUAAAUAAUCAUGCAUAACUAUGGAAUAAUUAUUAUAUAUAGAAAUAGUCUCUUUCUGUAGCAAUUAUCUGCUCCAAAAGCAUAACUGUUUUAACGCUUGAUAACUUAAUACUUCUUGACUUGCUUUUUACGGCUUUUUGAGGGAACUGGUAGGUAUACGUCUCGAGCAAACUAGAUGCAACUAGGGAGGGGAAUUGAGAACGAAAUGAGACCUUCAAAACGAUACUUUGAGUACUUGAGACAUGCAUUAUAUACAUAGGAAAUAGCCUCAUAGGAAACACAAUAGGCGGGUAAAGUCACCCUAAUUACAUUUAGAUUGAGCUCAGGCGUUCGGUCAUUUAAUUAGUAAUGUUGAACAAAUCCUUUUCAUAACAUCUCCAACAAAACGUAAUUUUAUUUGUACUUCAUUUCCCUAUUUUCUAAAUCAAUGCCUAAUAUAUUUCUUGUGCCUGAACUAUGAGAGAAGUAUAAUACGAUACGAUACCUUAAAUAACAGGCCAGUUAGAAAAAAGUUUUGUUUUUGUUACUUUUAAACAAAAUUAAUCUGAAUGUAAAAUGUUCUUCGUAUUUAAUCGGAAUUCCUUGACCUAGUCAUAGUUUUUGAAAGUAGUUUUAAUUACAGUUUUCGUUAUUUGGUGCCAUUUCAUUUAUCAAAAUAAGAUUUCUAAUUAGUACCAUACCCAAGGACAUGAUUGAUGGUUUAAUUAAAGUUAUUUUAGGUACCAAAAUUACGUUGCUUUUUGGUGGCGAGCUGAAUCUAUUCAUGAAAUAAGAAAAGAAGGAACCGGUAGCAAAUUACAUCACCCAUCAGUUCGUCGCCAUCAAUUGAUUUGUUAUCAUACCUAUUUAUAACUGAUAAUACCUACUUAUUCUCUUUCUAUGUAAAUAGUAAUUUAUUAUUCGCCUACUUUCAUAGAUAUUAUGAUAAUAUUCACUUUUAAUAAUAAUGAUGAUUAAUAAUAAACGAAGUUGAAAUUGGA